AUGGCUCUCGUUGUAGAUGUGUAUAGUUGGGUCGAUCAGGAAAAUCAAUGGGGUUUUGGAAAUGCUUCCGCCGCCGCUGCCGGAUCCGUCAAUAUUCAAGGAGUUGUUUCUAUAGUUCGCGAUAUUGGAGAUCCUUGUCUUUCCUAUUCUUCCAUCAAGGUAGGCAAGAUGCUUAAGCCAGAGAAGUGGCAUGCCACUUUCGAUAACAAAGGGAAGGUUUCUGGUUUUCAGAAAGCACUCGAGUUGAUUAUUCUGGGGGGGGUUCAUCCGUCUAUAAGACCAGAAGUUUGGGAAUUUCUUCUAGGUGUCUAUCCAUUGGGGAGCACUGCAGAUGACAGAAGGCAAUUAAGGAGGGCCAGGAGGGAACGUUACAAGGACCUUAUAAAGCAAUGCCAGGCAAUGCAUUCAAGCAUAGGCACUGGUUCACUUGCCUAUCCUGUGGGUUCAAAAGUUAUGGAUAUGAGGACUCCGUCCAAUGAAAUAAAAGUUAAGCGUAGAGAAGCUUCCACUGAUGGUACUGGUAAAAGAGAGAAAUAUUCUGAUUUCAGUAAUAACUGUUCUGAUAAGUCGUAUGUUGACCAAAGAGUGCUUAUUAGUAAUUCUGGUGACCUUACAAGUGUCAGGAGAAAUGCUGACAGUGCUGCAUAUGAUUCUUGUUCUUCAUUGACUUCUGAUCCAUGUGGUCCUUGUUCCUCAAAAAGAGGUGGAGGCUGUUAUGGGUCAGAAUUCGUAACUGAAUAUGAUUUUAAUUUUCCUUCAUUGCCAGUAACAGAUUUGUUUGAGAAGAGUGAAGAUGAGAAAGAAUUUGAUGCAGAGGUGUAUUCCACUGGAUAUAAAUUGAUUUUUGAGGAUGAUAAUAUGCAUAGUUUUCAAAUCAAUAACAAUGCAGAUUUAAUCAUGGAAUCAAACAUUUCAUCCUCACUUUCUGAAAAUAUCUCACGUCGAUAUAACACUGAAAUUGAGUUGGCGACCCAUUCUGAUGGCUUUGAGCCAGUUCUGAGUCCCAACAAUGUAAGUUGUAAAACAGAAACAGUUAACAGAUUAAGCAUACCAAGUGUCCCAGAAACACCACUGGUAAAUGCAACCAGAUCUAAAGAAGGGGCUUCCCAAGAAGAAAGAGUAAGUGAAUGGCUUUGGACUCUGCACCGAAUAGUUGUUGAUGUGGUCAGAACGGAUAGUCAUCUUGAUUUCUAUAAGGAUACAAGGAAUUUAGCUAGAAUGUCUGAUAUUCUCGCUGUUUAUGCUUGGGUCGAUCCUACAACUGGUUAUUGUCAAGGUAUGAGUGACCUGCUGUCUCCUUUUGUUGUGCUCUUUGAGGAUAAUGCAGAUGCAUUUUGGUGCUUUGAGAUGCUCAUUAGGAGAAUGCGUGAAAACUUCAAGAUUGACGGGCCAACUGGAGUGAUGAAGCAGCUGCAAGCACUGUGGCAUAUUUUGGAAUUCACAGACAGGGAAAUUUUUGCACAUCUUUCGAACAUAGGUGCUGAAAGUCUUCAUUUUGCAUUUCCAAUGCUGCUUGUUCUGUUUCGGCGAGAGUUAUCAUUCAAUGAGUCUCUUCAUAUGUGGGAGAUGAUUUGGGCAGCUGAUUUUGAUGAAUCUGCCACCUGCAAUUUAGAGGACAUCUGUCUAGAUGCAUUAAUUAUACAGCUUCCUCCGGAUUCUGCAGAAGAAAUCAGAGAAGAAAACCUAGAAAAUGGAGAUGAUGGUGUAAAGGGUGACCUACAAUCAACACAUUCUUUUUCAGCAUCAGCUCAUCGCUUUUGUGGUUUGACAAAGAAUUUUUUGGCUAAAAGUAAUAUCCUCCAAUUUUGCGGCGUUGUCCCAUCAACUAGGAAAGGAGAUGACAAUUUACCUGUAUUUUGUGUAGCUGCUAUUCUUGUCAUGAACCGUCAAAAAAUCAUCAAGGAAACCCAUUCAAUAGAUGACAUGAUAAAGAUUUUCAAUGAUAAGCUUCUGAAAAUCCAUGUUAAAAGAUGCGUUGGUGCUGCAAUCAAGCUCAGAAAGAAAUAUUUAUACAAGCUAAUCAAGAGCAAAGGCCACAUAGAUCGCAGUAUUUAGUAAGGUCUGCAACAUUUCCUACCUACUUUCACGGAAAUAGAAGGUGACAGCACUUUGAGCCAGUAUUUUCUAUCCGGAUUUCGUAGUUUUGACAUGGCAUGAAAGUUUAUGGUGGAUUUUAUGAUGGUAUAUAAAGCAAAAUGUUUUUGUUGUCCAAAGAUUCAUCCAAUUUUUUCACCAUCAUCCUCAAGUCUGUUCCAAGGUAACUACUGUCCUGUUUAUAUUCCGUUUUUCAGCAAUAGUGUAUUUGAUGCAAAAAGAAUGUAUACAAAUAUUCAUAUUGAAAUUUUGGGUGGAGUGGACUUGCUAUUACAUGCUGAGACAAUUACACAUUUUCAAGACAAAUAUGGUAUUUUGGUUAAAAUGAUAUAUAG
Messenger RNA from Hibiscus syriacus, 2429 nucleotides. RefSeq names its product small G protein signaling modulator 1-like. Bases 1 to 2055 code for a protein of 684 amino acids. The transcript has 11 exons. The record is from RefSeq and is a predicted model, not a curated record. NCBI's taxonomy places the organism in Eukaryota, Viridiplantae, Streptophyta, Magnoliopsida, Malvales, Malvaceae. Gene Ontology annotation, biological process: activation of GTPase activity. Gene Ontology annotation, molecular function: GTPase activator activity.